AAUCCCAAUACAUGUAAAUUAAUUGGUUUACGUGAAAGUUAUAGCGUUUACAAAUGGCGGUGUAGUAUACUGGAAUGUAUUUUUUUUAAUACUAAUAAUGGCGCAAUCAGCGACUUAUGGCAGGACUGCGGUGGACAUUCUGGCACUGGGGGGGAACUGACUUCGGGUCUCUGACAUCCCCAGUGACACCAAUACAGUGAUCACUGCUAAAAAAAAAGCACUGACACUGUACUAAUGGCACUGGGGAGAAAGGAGUUAACAUUUGGAGGC
Messenger RNA from Staurois parvus, 270 nucleotides. The record is from the annotation of a GenBank genome assembly. Lineage: Eukaryota; Metazoa; Chordata; Amphibia; Anura; Ranidae.